Molecule: messenger RNA, 3063 nt
Organism: Diplodia corticola
Lineage: Eukaryota; Fungi; Ascomycota; Dothideomycetes; Botryosphaeriales; Botryosphaeriaceae
Product: aspartyl-trna cytoplasmic
Exons: 1
Coding region: 1-3063 (1020 amino acids)
Biological process (GO): aspartyl-tRNA aminoacylation
Cellular component (GO): aminoacyl-tRNA synthetase multienzyme complex; cytoplasm; cytosol
Molecular function (GO): ATP binding; aspartate-tRNA ligase activity; RNA binding
Source: RefSeq, a predicted model, not a curated record
AUGCCCGCCGCCCUGAAAAAGGCGCUCAACAAGCUCAAGACCGCCGGCCAGUCCUCCGACUCGGACUUGUCGACCAAGAGCCCCAAGCCCAAUGGCACCAACUCGCCCGUCGCCCCGUCUCCGGCCGGCCUCUCGUCGCCCAUCAUGAAGAACUCGCCCAAGUCCUCGCCGCGCUCCUCGGGCAUCUUCAGUCGCAGCAGCGGCACCUUUGACCGGAAAGACGUCGCCGGCCGUUCCAGCGGCACCUUUGACCGGUCCAACCACCGCACCAGCACCACCUUCACCGAGAAGGCUUCGCACAGCCCCGUCCGCGCCCUGCGCGAGAAGCUGCACCUGGGACAUGACUCCGACUCCGACUCUACUGACAUUCCGCUCAACCGCGACGGCGAGCCGAUGAGCAAGGCCCAGCUCAAGAAGCAGGAGAAGCAGGCCGAAUGGGAAGAGCACAAGCGCCAAGUCGAGGAGAAGCGGAAGGCUCAGCUGCAAAAGCGCCAUGAGAUGGAGGAGCGCGCCAGGAACGAGGAGACUCCCGAGCAAAGGGCCAAGUAUGGUGACCUGCCCGUCAACAACUAUGCCGGCGAGUGGAAGCACGAAGACCGCUGCGACAUCCGCACCUUGUCCGCCAGCGACGCGGGCAAGGAGGUUGUCUUCCGCGCACGCAUCCACCACAUCCGCAAGAUGAGCGCCCACCUUGUCUUCUUCGUCCUUCGCCAGCAGACCACCACCGUCCAAGGCGUGCUUCACGAGCACGGCUCCAUCACCCCCCACUUCGUCUACUGGGCCGAACACCUUGAUAUCGAAUCCAUCGUUCUCGUCAAGGGCAUCAUUCAACCUCCCAAGGCCAAGGAGGGGGAGAUCACGGGCGCGUCCAUCCAUGACAUUGAGAUUUCGGUGCACGAGCUGCACGUCGAAUCGAAAGUCACAACCCCGCUUCCCUUCAGCGUCGCCGAGGCCGAGGUCUCCAAGGCCGAGACGGAGCAGGAGGGCGAUACCAGAGUCCGCAUCUCUGAUCGCACUCGUCUUUCCAACCGCAUCAUCGACCUGCGGUCCACCACUUCGCAGGCAAUCUUCCGCAUUCAGUCUGGUCUUUGCAACUGUUUCCGCACUUAUCUUGAUACCCAGGGUUUUGUUGAAAUUCACACCCCCAAGCUUCAGGGGGGUGCUACCGAAUCUGGCGCUAGCGUGUUCAAACUUGACUACUUUGGUCGUCCCGCAUUCUUAGCUCAGAGCCCGCAGCUGGCCAAGCAGAUGUGUAUCUCUGCCGACUUUGGCAGGGUCUACGAGAUCGGUGCCGUCUUCCGUGCCGAGAACAGCAACACCCACAGACACUUGACCGAGUACACCGGUCUCGAUCUCGAAAUGGCCAUCGACGAGCACUACCACGAGGUCCUGCGCAUGCUGGACAACACCUUCAAGUUCAUGUUCAAGGGCAUCUACGAGAAGUACAGACAUGAGCUCGACGUGGUCAAGCGCCAGUUCCCACACGAAGACCUCGUCUGGCUGGACCAGACCCUCACGCUUUCGUUUGCCGAGGCCAUCCGUCUCCUGAACGACUCGGGAUGGAGAGAUGACGAGGGCAACCCUCUGCCUGAAAACGAGGAUCUUGGCACGAGGGAUGAGAUCCAGCUUGGCAGGGUCAUCAAGCAGAAGUUCAACACCGACUACUACAUCAUCGACAAGUUCCCGGUUUCUGCCCGUCCCUUCUAUGCCAUGGCCGACCCCCACAACUCGGACGUCACAAACUCGUUCGACAUCUUCCUCCGCGGUCAGGAGAUCUUGUCCGGUGGACAGCGUAUCCACGACGCGGACAUGCUUACCAAGAACAUGGAGAAGUUGAAGAUGGAUCCCAAGGUGCUCGAGGAGUACGUGCAAGGGUUCGAGUGGGGCGCUCCUCCUCAUGGAGGUGGUGGCAUCGGCUUGGAGCGCAUGCUCAUGCUUUUCCUCAACCUCGGCGACAUCAGACACGCUUCCAUGUACCCCAGGGACCCCAGGAGUUUGCCUGCGAAGCCGGUGAUCAAGCAGCUGCGCCACCCCGAAUUCAGCACGCUUCACCCGCCGUGGGAGGGCCAGGACCGCGUCACAGCCUCGGUCGAUUUCCAACCCAUCGAGAAGCUCAUCGCCAACUACGGUGACGCUUCCAACACAUCCUGGCUGGAGCCUCGUACGCAGAUCUGGCGUGACGAGUUCACUGGUGCUGCCGUCGGCUACGUGCCGCAGGGCGACUACGCCAUCACGGUGGGCGACCCGCUGUGCCACCAGUCGCAGUACGUCAAGACCAUCUCUGGGUACCUCAGAUGGAUCAAGAAGGAGCGCAACCUCAAGCCUCUGUGGCUGCUGGUCGGCCAUGAUGUUGAGGAAGUGCUGGCCACUCGGUUCAACUGGCGCACAUUCUCGGUCGCCGCGGAGCAGCGCCUCGACCCCUCCAACAACCCGGCUGCGCACGACAACGACUUGCAGCGCAAGAUCAGGCAUGCGGAGAAGGAGGGAAUCAAGAUUUUCGACUUCCCGAUUGGCUCGCCGCCGCCGCAGGAUGUGCGCGAGAAGAUUGACGCGCGUGUGAAGGAUUGGUUGAACAACCGCAAGGGCAAGCAGGUCCACUUGACGGACAUCCACCCGUGGCAGGACGAGGAGCACCGCUGGUACUUUUACUCUCAGGACAAGGAGGGCACCAUCUCGGCGUUCGUCGCUCUGGCCCAGCUGUCGCCCGAUCACGGCUGGCAGGUCAAGUACUCGCUCGACUUCCCUGGCGCGACGUCGGGCACGAUCGAGCACAUUGUCACGUACUCGCUCAAGAAGCUUGCGGAUAAUGGCGAGACCAACGUUACGUUCGGCGGCGGUGCCAGCUCCAAGUUCACGCCUGGCCACAACAUGAAGAAGCCGCGGGUCAAGGUGUUGAGCAAGGCGUACCACGCCAUUGCCACGGAGCUCAAGCUCACCAACAAGAGCGAGUUCCGUGAGAAGCUGGGCGCGCAGGAGGAUCCUGUUUACGUGUGCUAUCCUCCUCACGGCCUGGGACCCAUGGCCGUCAAGGCUAUUCUGACCUUCUUCGAGGACGACGAGUAG